GCUCGUGUCGGUGCACGAGUCAAGCAGUAUAUCGCUCUUCGUGGUCUGAACCGAAACAAAACAAACCGCGAAACCAGAGUAGUUUUCCAAAGUGGAGGCUUUUUACCACGUGUGUCAGUUGCCUGACACACACAAGGAUCCCCAAAAACGCUUUGCGUAGAUCUUCAAAAAUUAAAAAAGCAAAAAAAGACACUCAAAUUUGAUAAAAAGCUGCGUGUGAUGACGGUCUGUUUUUGUUUCUUUGAGAAACGCUUUGGGACGUUUUGAGUUACGUGUAUAGGUACGCAAUUCGAGUCUGAGUGUGUAAGUCUGUAACAAAAUUAGUGUUACAACGAGUUAUAUUGCACGAAAAGGUCCUACAACUGAUGGGAAAAAUGAUCAAAUUUAUAUGUGACCUUCGACGCGCGUACCUUUAGGAGAUUGACUCUAGAAUUUAAUCAACAGAGAAAUCAAGUUUCGCUCGCUUGAUAUUUUCUUAAGGGUAUUUUCUUAAGAGAAAGAUCAAUUUUUUCCACGAAGACAGAAGAAAACAAGGGAAAUUGGAACAACUUAACCGAAGAAAAGAAGAAGAAAAAGAAUUUAACCCUGCUUGCACCAAAUGAAAACUCCAUUAACUCCGAUCGACUAUCAACGAAACAGAAAGGACGCUCCAAUUUCGCCACAAACUAUCGGAAAAGAGCCAGCUGUGCCGCGUUUGUCGUGAUUCUCACAGAAUGUCAAAGAACUUUCGGAGUGAUCGGGAACUACUUUUCGAGCAUCGUUCGAAGUGAGCGAAAGAAAUCGCAAUGACAUCCACCGUAGCGUCGAUCCUGUCGUCGAACAGCACAGCCUACUCCGACAUCCUCUACAAUGACAUCUCGUCAUCCUCCGGAUUCGAGCACUUCAACAACACCUAUGCGGACGAGAUCGAGUUGUCGCCCGGCUCGUACCGCGACUCGCUCUACGUGGUGAUACCGGUGACGAUAAUUUACGCGUCGGUUUUUAUCACGGGCAUUGUCGGCAACGUCAGCACGUGUAUCGUGAUCGCACGCAACAAGUCCAUGCACACAGCCACCAACUAUUAUCUCUUCAGCCUAGCGGUGUCCGACCUGUUGCUGCUGGUGUCAGGCCUGCCGGCUGAGAUGUACAUGGUCUGGUGCAAGUAUCCGUACAUCUUCGGCGAGGGCUUCUGCGUGUUGCGCGGCCUCGCGUCGGAGACGUCGACGAACGCGUCGGUCCUCACAAUAGCCGCGUUCACCGUCGAGAGAUACGUCGCGAUCUGCCAUCCGUUCCUCUCGCAGACCCUGUCCAACUUGUCGCGCGCGAUUAAGUUGAUCCUCGUCAUCUGGCUGGUGGCACUGGGAUUUGCGUUGCCGCAGGCACUGCAGUUCGGCGUGGUUAGACACAGCAGGCACCCCGACAUAGUGAUGUGUACAGUGAAGAGAAUCAUUGUCAAUCACUCCUUCGAGCUGUCCACAUUCCUAUUCUUCGUGAUACCGAUGUGCCUGAUCACGUUCCUCUACGUGCUGAUUGGCCUUAAGCUCAGAAAAUCAAACAUGAUGAAGCCCGUGCCGGGCAGAAACGAAUCGAUGAAGAAUUGCAGACACCAGCCGGGAAGAUCGUCCAGGAGGGUGUUGAAGAUGCUAGUCGCAGUCGUAAUAGCAUUUUGCAUUUGCUGGGCUCCAUUUCAUAUUCAACGAUUGAUUGCCAUAUACGGAACUAACACAGAAGAUCAUAUCACAUCAAACGGCCCGUGGAUGGAGUUUCUUUAUCUGCUGUUCACCUACGUGUCAGGAGUAUUAUAUUACGUGUCCACAACGAUUAACCCAAUUCUCUACAAUAUUAUGUCGAAUAAAUUUCGCAUGGCAUUUAUGGAGACAUUAUCAAAGAGCUGCAGAUUUCCUGGACUGCCGGAGCGUCACGAGCAACGAUCCUACUCGAGCAUAUCUCGAUCCCAUCGGACCAACGGUGCAUACGGUUCACGUACAGGAGGAACUGGCGGAGGAUCAGGCGUGAUGGCGGAUAGCACGGAGGGUUCUGGAAAUUCCGCGGAACAGGAGGUUCAAAGGCAUCCCAUGAGCAAUUCAGAGAAGCAAACGAGAUCCUUUGGCAACAGAACAAAUUCAGUGCGCAAAGAAACCGCCAAAGAAACGAGAAAUAACAAUAUUUCGAACAACUUGCGACUGCCAACUCAUGAACAUCGCAGACAGGAGAGUAAACGCGGAAAAGAUCGAUUGAAUCGCAGAAAUCAGGAUGUUCCGUGGUCGAAAACGACGAGAUACACGAGUGUGCACAUUCCGAACGUCGACACUUCCGAGAAGAAGUGGUGGAGGUUCCUGAAGUGGCUGCCCGGUUUGAAAAAUUUCAAGUUUUCCAGAUCGACCGUACCCGAGGAUCACGUUGCGGACGAAUCCGGAAAUCCUUGCGAGGAGCUUUCCAUGACGUUGUUCAUCACGAACAUACGCGACGACAACGAGCAACGACCGGUGUGAGAAGGACGGAGCUACCUACUUGAGACUACAACAAAACAGACACUUCUGCAUUUAUUGACGCGCGCUCUGUCGUCGCAAAAUCGUUCCUUGUCGGGAAAAAAAAAAAAAAAACGAUACUGUAUGCUUGUUGAUCACUUGCAGAACGCAAAACUCAGCAAGUUCGCGAAGCCGCGAUUUAAGGACUUCGUUAAAAAUGAAGAAGACUGAGACAAACGAUGUUUGUAGUUCCAAUCUCAUAAAUUUACAAGAUUCCUAAUAUUAUUAUUCAUCGUAUAAUAGAAAGAUAGGACCCUUCUCGAGAUCUCUCUGCGAAAUCUAUAAAAUUCAUGUAAAUGUCGCAUUUGUCGAACAGAUUUUAUGCAGUUUUUUGCCAUUAGUUGAUGCGCACGGUGUUUUUGCGGAUGAUGCCGUCGUCCGAAAUUGUAUCCAAAAUCUAUGAAUAAAUUUGAAGCGUCAAAUACGAGUAAACAUGUCAUCAAGAUUAUUGCGGUGAUAGAUACGUGUGUCGCAAACAUCGGCAACUCUUUUCUCGGUGACUUAAUAAAUCAAGCAUAUUGCGAUGCUGAUUCAUAAAUCCUUGCAUAAUAUAUUCUUGUCACGUGCUCACUCAUAUUGAUCAUUCCAUCCAGGAAUUUUCUCAUCUUAUUCCGCUCUAUUAGAGCGCGAAUGAUAUAUACGCACAUUAUACGGAGCAAUGUUUUACUACGUGAUUCCCCGGCAUACUUCCAUCAAAUUUACGGGUUCGAGAAAGAUUUUCUUUCAAAACGUGGCGCUAUUCGAAACUGAAUUAAAACUUUGUUUUAUCUCCUUAUCCUUCGCUACGUUUCUCCUCUAACUGAAGUGCCAACUCUCGUUUGUUCUGAGCAAAUAUUAUGAAGAACAAUUAACGUCUAAAUUGUGAAAGUCUCGUACAAUAACGUUUUAAACAGUUACAAGUUCACGUAUACAUAUAGCGAGUAAAACGUGCUCUAAAAUAAAUUAGGCGAAGGUCAAAAUAAAGCGCAAUUACUUCGAAUAAAAAACUUUUGUUGUGGAUACAUUAAGCGAUAAGUAAUAUAAUAUGCGUCGCAUCAUAUAAAAACGCGUCGCGUAUGCACGUUUUGGAGGUCGCGCUGUAAGUUGCGCGCGAAUAGCUGCAGCGCAUUUGUUGUCGAAUCAAGCCCCACCUGCAAACCUUGAUUUUUUUUUGUGAAAAUAUUAUACGAAAAAUAAUUAUUUCGUUACAAAGCGAAAAAAAGUAUGUCGAAGUUUGUCGCGUUGUGUGUGUUACUCAUACAUUUACGAUUACAUACUUCAUGUUAUCGUAGAGUUGUAAUGUUUUAGCGUGUAAUUUAGCGUAAGAUAUUGUGAUUCUCUCUUCCUGUCGAUUGAACUUUGAUAAUGUGAUAGUGUGUUUUGUUAUGUAAACAACAUAUAUGUAAGUGUAUAAAAAUGAUUAACUGUUUUCUGUCGUUUUUUCUUUUUACGUACAUGUAUCUUAUCCCAAUGGAUGUUGUUCACAAGUGUAUGUAUCGAUAUUUUUAAUAAUUACAUGAGGCGCUCGUAACGCAUGUUGGA
Pseudomyrmex gracilis is the source of this 4028-nucleotide messenger RNA. Its product is annotated as neuromedin-U receptor 2-like. Gene Ontology annotation, cellular component: plasma membrane. Gene Ontology annotation, molecular function: neuromedin U receptor activity. NCBI's taxonomy places the organism in Eukaryota, Metazoa, Arthropoda, Insecta, Hymenoptera, Formicidae. Gene Ontology annotation, biological process: neuropeptide signaling pathway. The coding region runs from base 786 to 2471 and encodes 561 amino acids. The transcript has 3 exons. The record is from RefSeq and is a predicted model, not a curated record.